UGGGGAGGUACAUUUUCAUCUGGUUGUCUCUGUCUCUGCCUCUGUUUCCUCGAACAAAAAUCAUCGACAACUCCACGAAUAUCAGCUAAGGCUGAUUAAAAAAUUCCCCAUCAGACAGAAGCCAGAGAAACUAAGUUCUUGUUCUUGGCAUCAGAGUUCAGAGCAUCCAUUUAAUGUGGAACCUUUGUUUGGCAUAGUCAGAGGCAUUGGUUCGAAUCCGAUUGAUUUUUACUGAUAGUGUGUAAAUCGAAUAGAGUGAAUUUGAAAUUAGAAGUGUGUGCCAAAUUUUGAUGUGAAGAAUCUGACAUUUUGACGAUUAAGUUUUUCGUUUUACAAACUUAACUUUUGUUUUGCAAACUUAAAGGCGAUUUUUCAACUUUGACGUUAAUGAAGUUUUAAACAAAAAUAUACUUUAUUUAUAAUAACUACCCGGAUAAACGUUUUUGACAAGAGUUUAUACCAGACAACACAGAGCUUAUAAAGAUUUAAUCGGGUCUAUAUAGUCACCAUCACCAUUUGCAAUUUAAGAAAAAAAGAGAAAGACUGAAACCUUUUGAUCCCGGCGUAUACGCACAAUAAACUUCUAUCAGCACGCAAUCAUGAGGAAAUCAAUUGGAUUUUUAUUCGUUGCACUAAUUGGAUUUGGAUUAAUAGAAUUGGCUCCAGCCAAAGAUGUCAUGAACGAUCAGCUUCUGUCGCUUGUGCGAUCGUACAAUCAAUUGGAGAACAAACUUGAACGCCACGAAUAUCGAGAACGAGCUUUGGGUGAACUUAUCAAAAAGGGCAUACAAUCACUUCAAAUUGGCCAAAAAUCCAUGGAACCAAUGAAAGGAAUUUUUAGCCGUCUAGAUGAACGCGUGAGCCAAAUAGAAACUCUUUUGAUGGCUCAAGAGCAAAAGUAUAGUCUACAAUCCGAAAAGAUCGAUGAAAUCAUAAAGCUCCUAAAAUGGAUGGAUGAGAAUAACAGCAAAAAGAACAGCGGUUCCAAUAAUGUUGUGGUUAAGGAGCCUGUUAUAGUUGAGGCUCCAGCCAACUUGGAAAUGCUUAAAGAAGUUCGAACUUUAUCUAUGGGCGUUCAAAAACUAUUAGAAAUGUCCAAUUCUUUGAUGCAUCAAACUGAGGACAUUGCUAGUCAAAGUCCAAAAACUGCUGAGCUUAUUGACCGACUUGGUAACAAAUUGACCAAUCUUUAUGCUCAACCUUCAGCCACAACUCAAGCUCCAAUUAUUAUUGAUAACUCCGAAUUCGAGAGCAAAGUAAUGGAAUCAUUUAAGAACAUUGCAUCGAAUAUAACCGAACUGAAGGCAUUCCAACCAAACCAGGCAGUUUCUGGUCCAUCAACUGGACUUCUACAAGCUGAUAAGGACUUUAUUCAAAGUCUGACAAAUGAGACUUUGAAUGCUCUGGAAAAUCUUAAGGUUGACACAUUGAGUGCAUCAGACAAAGCUUUGGCUAAGAGCUCAUCGAACAUUAAGGAAUCUGAAGCAAACGUCGAUGGUAGCGUGAAAAAAUUGAGUGAAAACAUGGCCAACACCAACGAGGUUCUGGAGAAAUUCUAUCAAGAAUUGAACGCAACAAACACUGCAUUAGCCGGUGCCCUUGAAAAUGUCAACAAAGUACUCAUGUCAAACUCAGAUGAGAUUUUGAAGACUCAACAAAAGGUUGAAUUCGGAACACAUCAAAUUGGCCAGAAGGUAGCUGAUACUUUGGCAGAACAACACCUUGACUUGCAACAAGUCAUGCUGAAACGUUUUGAUGGCGUCGAUGAAUCAAUUGCUAACAACCAUCUUCAAUCUCUUUUGAACAUCAGUUCAACUAUGGAAUCGGAGUUGAGUCAAGUUUGGCAGCAAAUUGAAAUCAUGCACAGUGAGAUGUCUGACAGCAAGGAUGCAAUGAAUAAGCUCACCGGUCAGACUGAAGUCUAUGUAAAUGGCACAUUUGCCACAAUGGACGGCAUGGAAGGAAAAGUCUCUCAGAUCACAAGUCGUAUGAUGGAAGUUGAUUCGAAUUUAAAUUAUCUACUUGGACGUCUGUCUCUGAUCACACAAGAAUUCAAUCAGAUCAAAACUGGUCUGGGCGAUGCUCUCGAACAGAUUCGUGGAAGUUUUCAUGAGAUAAGCGAAAAAGUCACCAACACAGGUCCUGGACCUCAUAAUAUCCCAAGAAACGAAUACGAAACUGAUAUUAAUUUACUUUCAAAACGAAAUGCUUCAUAAGAUUAAGAAAGUAUGAGGUUUUAAGUAAAGUUACAAGAAAAAAACACACAAAAGAGUAUUUGAGAGCAACUUCAAAAAUGCCUCAACGAAAAGGCGAUAGUGGUUUUCAAUAUCAUUUAUUUUUAUAAUUACAGAAAAAAACAUUAAAAUCUAACUUCAAGAUAAUAAUAAUCGAAUAAUAAUUACGAACGUCUUAUUAAGAGCUUCUUUUUUAAAUACCCACAUUAUUGUAAGAAACUUGGAUUUGAGUGUGCCAUAUAACAAAUAAUUAAAAAUAAAUAUUUUAUCAUAUUUUAUUAUACUAGAAUUUGUAAACACAAUAAACAAAAACAAGUCAUAAA
Messenger RNA from Eupeodes corollae, 2557 nucleotides. RefSeq lists its product as uncharacterized. The coding region runs from base 600 to 2216 and encodes 538 amino acids. The record is from RefSeq and is a predicted model, not a curated record. The transcript has 5 exons. Gene Ontology annotation, cellular component: plasma membrane. Lineage: Eukaryota; Metazoa; Arthropoda; Insecta; Diptera; Syrphidae.